AUGUCGGACCAAUCGAAGGCCAUGCUGGCCGUGUGCAGCUAUGUCACCAAGGUGGCCAGCGAGGUGCGAGACCGCUUGGAGGCUGGCAAGGUACCAAAUCCGGAUCAGCUGUCGAAGUACGUACAGCAGGUGGUGGAUCAGCUCCAGAAGCUGGUGAAGGGAGCGCCGCGCAACAUCCAGGAUAAGAUGGCCGGCCCCUUCCACGGCUUCUACGACUUCUGGGGCAACAAGACUAACAAGCCUCUGAGUGCGCAAAGCUUUCUUGGCAUCCUCGAGGAUCUCGAGGACGCCUUCCCCAUGCCAGCCAAUGGAAACGGGGACGAAGGAACCGCAGCUCCCGCGCCCGCGGCCAGUGCCAAGGGCAAGGGUGGUGGAGGUGCGCCGGCCCCCACCAGCGGUAAAGGCGCGCCGGCCCCCGCUAGCGGAAAAGGCACCACUCAGGCGGCAGCUGGUGGUAAAGGUUAUUCUUCCGCUCCGGCGCAGGCACCCAAAGAAGUUGAGCGCCCCCCAAAGGUGGAGGCUCCGGCAGUUCGCCCUGCAGCGGCGCAGGGCGGCCAGGCUCUUUUCGAGGCAAAACGCCGGCCGGCGCCGGCGGCUGCGCCGCCGGCCGAUGGCCUCGGCUCCAUGAGGGCGGAUGCCGCAGCCUUUGUGCCGGGCCAGGGCUUCGUCAGCGAGAAGUCCGAGGUGCCUAAGUCCCGGCGAGCUGCUGCACCGGCCAUGAGUGAGGCUUCCAAGCGCAUGCCGACCUACGAGAAGAAGGACUGGAUCAUCGCGGGCAUCCGGCACAACAUCGUGACGGUCAUCAGCGGCGACACGGGCUGUGGAAAGUCGACACUGAUUCCGCAGCUGGUCUGCGAUGCCGAAAACCUUGUCGCGGAUGACAAGGUGGUGGUCUGCACGCAGCCCCGCCGAGUGGCGGCAAUCACUCUGGCCGAGUACGUGGCACGAGACCGCGGGCAGGAACUUGGCGAUGAGGUUGGAUAUCAGAUCCGAUUCAUCAACAAGUUCUGCGAGUCGACUCGCUUGAUCUAUGCCACCACCGCCAUUGUGCUGCGCCGACUCCACAGUGAGCCUACUUUAGACAGCAUCGGCUGCCUCAUCAUUGACGAGGUGCAUGAGCGUGAUGUGUACACCGACUUCCUUCUUCUCCUACUCAAGGAAGCCAUGCUGAAUGGUCGAAUGCCUCAUCUCAAGGUGGUCCUCAUGAGUGCCACCCUGAAAGCGGACGACUUUGCCAACUACUUCAACAAAGUGAACGGGCAGACAGCUCUGAAACCGGUGCACAUCCCGGGGCGGAUGUAUGCCGUGGAAGACUACUACUGGGAGGAUGCCUGCGAGUGGAUUGGCUUCUGCCCGCCGGACAAGGGCGCUGGCAAGGGCGGCAAGGGAAAGAAGGGCAAAGACAGAGACGAAGGCGGCGCCGCCGAAGAUAAGAUUGAGGCCUGCUACCAGGCGAUCAAAAAGGAUGACACGCCAAAAGGAAGGCCGGGCAGUGAUCGCGCGGACUCCUACGGCCUCAACACCUUGAGGGCUUGUGCCUUGUGGCGCCAGUGCGAGGUCUACGUCGACCUCGUCGAGGAGUUGGUCCACUACUUCCACCACAAGCAGCCCAAGGGUGACGGGGCGAUCCUCAUCUUCUUGCCAGGCUGGGGUGACAUCACCAAGACGUACAUCCGCCUGUACCAGUCAGGUGAGAAUUACAAGCUCAUCACGCUGCACUCGCUGAUGACGCCGGAGCAGCAGCAUGAGGCCUUCGAGAAGCCGCCGGAAGGAUUCCGCAAGAUCGUCCUCUCCACGAACAUCGCCGAAGCAUCUGUGACCAUCGACGACGUUGUUUACGUCAUCGACACCGGCGUCAGAAAGGAGCGCACAUAUGAUGCAGGCACCGGCAUUUCGGCCCUCGACGCCAAGAUGGUGACGAAGGCCAACGCUAUCCAGCGACGCGGCCGUGCUGGUCGAUGUCAGGAAGGAUUAGUGGUCCACCUUUUCCCUAGCUACAAGUUCAACGACUUCGACCAGUUCCCCCUGCCGCAGAUGCUCUCCUCCUCCAUGGAGGAAGUGGUUCUUCAGUCGAAGGUCAUCCACGGGGGCUCGAACUCUGAGAUUUCCUCCAUGCUCACGAACUCCAUGGCUGCCCCGCAACCACAGGCCGUGCAGGCUGCGGUGAAGCUGCUGAAGGACAUGAACUGCCUCACGCGUGCUGGCGAGUUAACCGUUCUAGGCCGCGCAGUGGCGACGAUUCCAGUGCAGCCGAAUGUGGCAAAGUUCCUGCUGAUUGCUGCAGCUUUCCGCUGCAUCAAGCCCGCCGCCUGUAUUGCCGCCUUUCUCUCGAUCAAGAGCCCCUUCCAGCAGUCGGUCAACGAAAGUAAGGACAAGGGCAAGGUGACGGGCAAGGACUACUUCAACAAGGGUUUUGCAUCCGAUCACCUUACGAUGAUCCAGGCCUACGUGGAGUGGCGGCGCGAGACACUGCGAGGGAAGGGCGAUGACUUCUGCGACGAGCAGGGGCUGAGUCCGGAGACCCUGGACAUGGCCUUCAUGAUGGUGCAGCAGUUUGUUUCCUUCAUGGUGGAUGCGGGCUAUGACGGUGAGGACGUCUCCGGUGAGGGUGACCUUGGCGAGGUGGACCCGGUCAAGAAGGGCUCCGACGUCGAUGCCUUGCUCAAAGCCGCCAUGGUGGCCGGAUUCGCCCCAAACCUCUGCGUCCUUUACCGGGGGAACCGCUCACCGUACUGGUACCUGGACAGCAACGAGGAGGUGUCGCCCUUCCGAGGGUCGGCCAAUGCAGACUACCAGAUGGGUGGGGCGGACGGAGAGGAGUGGAUGGUCUUUAGCGAUUCCAUGAAGAUGGGCAGGUUCAACUCCAUCAUGGACUCCUCCCUCGUCUUCUCGCCUUUCGUCCUUCUCUUCGCCAACGCGCUGCUGAUCAAAGAGAAGGAGGGAGAGAUCCGCUUCGACAAGUGGUACGCCUACAUUCAGCAAGGACCCUGGAUCAAGGAGCUGCUGUACCUCCGCAGCCAGGUGAUGCCGCAGUUCAAGGAAGCCAUGGAAGCGAGAAACAUCGCCGAGUUCCCCAGAGAGCUGGUGGCGCGCAUGGUGGACUUCCUCAGGCAGCGGCCAAUCCGGCUAGACAAGAUCGAGGCUGCGCCUCGCUCCAUCGAUGAAGAGAUCACAGGCGCGGCGAGAAAGCAGAUCUCUACCUUCGAGUGGCCGGAGGAUCACGGAGAGGAGGAGGAGGAGGAAGAGGAGCAGUGA
Symbiodinium natans is the source of this 3255-nucleotide messenger RNA. The record is from the annotation of a GenBank genome assembly. NCBI's taxonomy places the organism in Eukaryota, Dinophyceae, Suessiales, Symbiodiniaceae.